AUGUUCAAUUCCAGCAGCACUGAUUCCUCUUUUGUAGACUGUGGGUACCGCAAAAUGGCUCUAAGUACUAUGCAUACUGAGACACUGCUUUGGAAGAGGAUUACCUCCAACCUGCCCCCUCUGGGAAAACCAAACAGAAGUUACACGUUGUUCUACCUCAAAAUGGGUCCGAGUUCAGCUCUGGAUAACACCUUAAGUCGCCAUAAGUGUACGAAGCUUAACGCAUCCGCUUGCAUUAUGUCACGAGUUAUUUCUAACCCAAUUGUUUUCUGUGGAUGCUCAACAGAGGCGAAACUAGAUUAUCUAAAUUCUAAAGCAACUAUAAAAUAA
This is a messenger RNA of Spodoptera littoralis (African cotton leafworm), 330 nucleotides long. NCBI's taxonomy places the organism in Eukaryota, Metazoa, Arthropoda, Insecta, Lepidoptera, Noctuidae. The record is from the annotation of a GenBank genome assembly.